CCGACGCUUUUGCUCCGCCCAAAACACAUCCACGUUCAGUGCUGUCCAUCCGACUUUUGGAGCCGAAUCUGUGGCUCAAAAGCGUGUAUAUAGGAGGGGGAUGUCUACGCGCUGAAACCUGUGGUUUUUAGGUACCCAAAUCACACGAGGUUACGAGAAUCGACGCGUCGAGCAUGGCGCUUCCAUAUAUCGAUACUCCGCGCACCGAAGCCGGAAACGCGACCUACCUGACGAACGGCUACCGCAGCAUUGGGAGGACGAAUCUAUCUGCGCUGGACUCGGUUGAGAAUUCGUUUCAAACGCCAUCCAAGGACGAAGAUAUAAUCAAGAUUUUGGAAGAUGGACGGCGGCGCACUUCAGGCGGCUUCAAGGUCACCACUCCGCGGGCGGGUUCGGGCCCCAAAUCGAACAGGAGCGCGUUGGCUGACCGGCGGCACCUUCCCACCAUCGCGCCCCCCAAAGGAGAGUUCACUCCUCUAAUGAAGAGCGCAACGAAAAACAGUUUCCUCAAGACCUUGUCAGCGGCGCGUGGUACCACCGGGACGUCGAAAACGCCGGCUCACCUGCGAGCCAGCUACCGAAGCAAUGUCAACACCCCUGGUUUACCGGCUAUGGAAAUGACGGACAUCUACGAAGAGGAUGGGUCGGACGAUGAUCCAACCCCACUCCCACAAGUUGCAAGCAGCAGCGCCCAGAGCACGCCGCUGCCUGGGCUGUUGGGAAGAAAUGGAAGGGGUAUGCUUGAUGAUGCCAACGUACUGAGUUUGAGGGAGCAGGAAAACGUAGGUUUCUUUCUUUGUUUCUGUUAUGCCAUUAUGAGGGGUUGAUGAAGUGUCUAACUUGGCUCAAUGGAAUCUAGAAAAUCGAUCAGCUCGAGAAAGACAAUUUCGGUUUGAAACUUAAGAUCCAUUAU
This is a messenger RNA of Penicilliopsis zonata CBS 506.65, 913 nucleotides long. RefSeq lists its product as hypothetical. NCBI's taxonomy places the organism in Eukaryota, Fungi, Ascomycota, Eurotiomycetes, Eurotiales, Aspergillaceae. The record is from RefSeq and is a predicted model, not a curated record. The transcript has a single exon. The coding region runs from base 174 to 827 and encodes 217 amino acids.